Molecule: messenger RNA, 729 nt
Organism: Trichobilharzia szidati
Lineage: Eukaryota; Metazoa; Platyhelminthes; Trematoda; Strigeidida; Schistosomatidae
Source: the annotation of a GenBank genome assembly
UUGGACUUGUUUGUCUGCAUCAAUUUUCUGGCAAACUUAUAAAAGUGUAAACAUCAGUUUACACUUUAAUGAAUGCAAUAUUUGGUGUCAGUUUACUGCACUUUUUAGCUGAAAUCAUUUCAGCUGAAUUAUACUGUUAUUCAUGUACAAGUGCCCAAUCAGGCUGUGGUGAUCCAAUAGAUGUUCGACUAAUGCAUUGGAAAAAAUGUACUGGUCGAAGAUUGAUUGAAAAUUACUGUGUUAAAUUAGUUCAGAAGGUUGAAGAUCAAAUCACUGUAACACGUGGUUGUUUAAGUGAUCUGCUAUUGAAUACACAAUAUCGUUUAGAUAUGCCACAACUUCGUCGUCAUGGUUACUGUGUAAAUUCACGGGAUUAUCAACAAUAUUUACUUGGAAAAUUAAAAGGUGAUGUAUUAGCUGAAACAGCUAUGGGAUUAUUUAAGGAUAAAAAUAUGAAUUUUAAACGAUUUUGUUAUUGUAAUGAUUGGAAUGGAUGUAAUCAUGUAAAUAAAUUGAAAGUUUCAUUGGUUUUUGUCCUAUUCAUUACAUUAAUGACUAUGAUGAUGAAUUUGUAGACUUUUUUAUUUUACUCGCCUUUUUACAUACAUUAUAAGAAUACUACUUAAUAGGCCUAACAGUAGGUAAAUUUUAUGCAUAAAACUAAUUUAUUGUUAAUUUAUUUGUGAAAUUUAAUUCAGAAUAUGUAAAUAAUAAAUUUUAUGUGAUUGG